Molecule: messenger RNA, 429 nt
Organism: Pochonia chlamydosporia 170
Lineage: Eukaryota; Fungi; Ascomycota; Sordariomycetes; Hypocreales; Clavicipitaceae
Product: sorting nexin-3
Exons: 3
Coding region: 1-429 (142 amino acids)
Biological process (GO): late endosome to Golgi transport; endocytic recycling
Cellular component (GO): retromer complex; early endosome membrane
Molecular function (GO): phosphatidylinositol-3-phosphate binding
Source: RefSeq, a predicted model, not a curated record
AUGCAGGCUAUGCCGGAUACGCGCCAGCAGAGCUUUGACGAGAUUUACGGUCCGCCGGAGAACUUUUUGGAGAUAGAGGUUCGCAACCCUAGAACCCACGGCAUCGGCCGCUCCAUGUACACAGACUACGAAAUCCUCUGUCGGACAAACAUCCCUGCCUUCAAAUUGCGCCAGAGCAGCGUGCGCCGCCGAUACUCCGACUUUGAAUACUUUCGCGACAUACUGGAGCGGGAGAGCGCGCGGGUGACCAUCCCUCCUCUGCCAGGCAAGGUCUUCACCAACAGAUUUAGCGACGAUGUGAUUGAGGGUCGACGCGCGGGGCUGGAGAAGUUUCUGAAGAUUGUCGUGGGCCACCCGUUGUUGCAGACGGGGAGUAAGGUCUUGGCUGCGUUUGUGCAAGAUCCUAACUGGGACAGAAAUGCAUGGUGA